This is a messenger RNA of Betta splendens (Siamese fighting fish), 1981 nucleotides long. It is a transcript of the gene lcat, whose product is annotated as lecithin-cholesterol acyltransferase. Gene Ontology annotation, molecular function: phosphatidylcholine-sterol O-acyltransferase activity. Gene Ontology annotation, biological process: lipid metabolic process. NCBI's taxonomy places the organism in Eukaryota, Metazoa, Chordata, Actinopteri, Anabantiformes, Osphronemidae. The record is from RefSeq and is a predicted model, not a curated record. The transcript is spliced from 7 exons. Bases 228 to 1529 code for a protein of 433 amino acids.
AUUCGCGCUUGACUCUAUAAUCCCCACCGUUUUAAUUCGGCCGUUCCACAGAUGCUCCAGAUGUGAACGGUCCGUCGCGUCCACGGGAAGCUGCUAACAGAACCACGCAGCGCCUCCAUCGCCGCCGCUCCGUGCCCGCCCGGCCCUCCUCCUCCGCCUCCCUACCUCCCUCCCUCCCCCCGGCCUCCCUCUCAGACCGAAGCGCAGCAAAGCUGGCUGGGUCGACCAUGGGUUCGGGACGCCUUUGCUCGGUGCUGCUUCUUGGGUUUCUGUUGGGGCUUCAUCACUCCACAGGCUUUUGGAUCGUCAACGUCGUUUUCCCACCCAAAGUCAAGUCCAGAGAAUCAAGUAACAUCACUCCUCCGCUCAUCAUCGUACCAGGAAACCUGGGGAACCGUCUGGAGGCCAAGCUUGACAAACCAACGCUUGUCCACUGGAUGUGCUACAAGAAAACCAAGGACUGGUUCCCUCUGUGGAUUGACCUGAGCAUGCUCAUGCCCAUUGGCGUGGACUGCUGGAUAGAUAACAUUAGACUUGUUUACAACAGGACGACCCGGCAGUCGUCCAACUCACCGGGGGUGCAGGUUCGGGUGCCAGGGUUUGGACAGACGUACCCUAUUGAGUUUCUUGACUAUAACAACCUGACUGGUUAUUUUCACACUAUGGUCCAACAUUUGGAAAACGCAGGCUACAUUCGGAACGAGACGGUCCGUGGAGCGCCGUAUGACUGGAGGUUGGCUCCUAAUGAGAACGCUGACUACUUCAAAAAGCUGCAGGAGCUGGUGGAGGAAAUGCACGAGCGAUACCAACAGCCCGUUUACCUGCUGGGACACAGCAUGGGCUGCCACUACGUCCUCUACUUCCUCAACCAUCAGCCUCAGGCCUGGAAGGACAAGUACAUCAGGGGCUUCAUUUCCCUGGGAGCUCCAUGGGGAGGUGGCGUGAAAGCACUAAGGGUCAUGGCCUCAGGUAACAAUGACGGAAUCACCAUGAUUUCAAAUAUCAAGGUUCGUGAGGAACAAAGGAGGGCGUCGACUAAUCCCUGGAUGAUACCGUUUGAGAAUUUUUGGCCAGAGGACCAUGUCUUCAUUUCCACGCCAAGCUUUAACUACACCAAGCAGGACUACAAGCGCUUCUUCACUGACAUUGAUUUCGAGGAUGGCUGGUUCAUCUGGGAGGACACCAAGAACCUCACUGGUGAUCUCCAGCCUCCUGGUGUUGAAGUGUGGUGCAUGUACGGUGUGGGGCUCCCGACUCCGGUGACGUUUAUUUAUGAUGAAAAGUACCCCGACGUGGACCCGGUGGACUUUGUCUACGCCGACGGGGACGACACAGUGGACAGCUUUAGCAUGGGUCUUUGCAAACGUUGGGAGGAGCAGCAGGAGCAGCCCGUGCAUGUAACAGAGUAUCGAGGUCUGACCCACCUGGAUAUAGUGUUCCACGAAAAAGUGCUGAACCAAAUCCAUCAGAUUCUAGGGGGAGAGUCAGACACACCUAAAGAGGUGGACAUCAAAUCUGGAGCUAAAUAGCAGACAACUGUAUUGAAGAGAUAAUAAAUAAAGUGGCUGUAUGUCUGUUUAGUUGACUUUGUAUCCGUUCAAGUGUUAAUGAAGCAUAAAUAAAUUUGCACCUUUUACCACAGUUACCAUAAGCGCAGCUGGUUCCAGAUCAGUCUGGGUUUGCAAAAUACCCUCACGAUUUGCAUUAUGGAUCUGAACCUGAUUGUCGAGCAUAAUGUCGAGAUGGUUGAUCAUGGUUACUGUUAAAUAUAAUCUGUACUGUGACUAGAAAUCUUGUUCUAUGCAGUUUUAUACAAAUGUUCAUCUCUGCUGUUCUUCCUUUGAAUAGAUCAUCAUAUUGUUGUCAUCGUAAAGUACACACAGCAAACAGGAAAGGAGUAAAUAGUUAUAAAAGUCAUCAUAUUUAUGCCGCCGUAUUAAAAUGUGAAUGUUUUGACGUUUAAUAAAGCAUCUGGACACGA